AUGGAAGGAAACCCCCUAUCGUGCACAGAAGUGACGGCCAAAUGCCCCGUACAGGCCUCGAUCUAUGGAUACUAUCCUAACCUCCCGAUCAAUGCUGCCCUGGCCGCCCUCUUUGGCAUCCUCAUGCUUAUCCAAGGAUGGCAGACGCUCAAGUACAAGACCUACAGCUACAGCUUUGCCAUGACCGUCGGCUGUCUAGGUGAAGUUAUAGGCUACAUUGGCCGAAUUAUCCUGCAUGAUAACCCCUUCUCUUCGACCGGCUUCCAGAUGCAGAUUACCACCCUGAUCAUGGCUCCGGCCUUCUUCAGUGCAGCCAUCUACCUGACCCUCAAGCACCUCUGUCUCGCCCUAGGGCCGAAUCUCUCCCUUCUCAAGCCCCGUUUCUACACCUGGAUCUUCAUCGGCGUCGACCUGCUCUCCCUCACCCUGCAGGGAAUCGGCGGUGGUCUCGCUGCCACGGCAAAGAGCAACAAGGCCCAGCAGGACGCCGGCACCAACGUCAUGAUUGCUGGUAUCGUCUGGCAGGUCUUUACCCUGACCGUCUUCGGCUUUCUGGUCGCGCACUUCUUCUGGCGUCUCAGGAGCGAGAGGAGACACACGGCCAACCCGACUGCGAAGCAGCUCUGGGGCAGCAGGAAGUUCAAGCUCUUCCUCGGAAGUACCACCAUCGCCUUCCUCUUCAUCUUCAUCCGAUGCGUCUACAGAAUUGCCGAGAUGGUCGGAGGCUGGAGAAACGAGAUCAUGCAGGAUGAGGUCUCUUUUGUCGUUCUCGAGUCAUUCCUAUGUCUGGUCGCUGCCAUGCUCAUGACGGUCUUCCAUGCCGGAGACUGCUUCCCACAGAUGAGAAGCGACUUUGUGGCUGCCAAAUUUGCCGACUCGCUGCCCUUGUCUUCUACCGAUACAUCUUAUAUGGCUGUUCACAAGCAGCCGUUGAUGCCUGGCGAGGAUCACUAA
Microsporum canis CBS 113480 is the source of this 954-nucleotide messenger RNA. Its product is annotated as sphingoid long-chain base transporter RSB1. Gene Ontology annotation, cellular component: fungal-type vacuole; plasma membrane. The transcript is spliced from 4 exons. Bases 1 to 954 code for a protein of 317 amino acids. The record is from RefSeq and is a predicted model, not a curated record. NCBI's taxonomy places the organism in Eukaryota, Fungi, Ascomycota, Eurotiomycetes, Onygenales, Arthrodermataceae.